AUGUCGGAAACUAUUCAUUUCUACAAGUGGGCUGUCACCAGCCAGGUGUUCUUCAAGUCCAAGUAUACGUUUGCCCUCGUUAACCUCAGGCCAUUGGUGCCUGGGCAUGUGAUGGUAGUUCCACUCAGAACUUCAGUGCAACGUUUCACCGACCUCUCGCCUGAAGAAUCGGCUGACUACAUGAACACCCUCCAAUUGAUUCCCAAACUCAUCACCAAGGUGUACAAGGCCGAUUCGCUCAACAUUGCCAUCCAGGAUGGUCCUGAGGCCGGCCAGUCCGUCCCCCACUUGCACACCCAUAUCAUUCCUCGUUACAAGACGGACGGGUAUGGCGACGGGAUCUACUCCAAGUUAGAGCGGAACGACACGGCAGCGUCCUACGAGGAGUUUGAGAAGCGCAAGGCUGCGUUCAGAAAGAGCUUGGACUCCAAGAGCGAGCUCAGUGUGCCAGACGAAGACCGCCAGGACCGUACUGCUGAAGUCAUGAGCCGCGAAGCUGAUUGGUUGAGGAGCGAGUUGGAGGCCCUUGCCUGA
Suhomyces tanzawaensis NRRL Y-17324 is the source of this 534-nucleotide messenger RNA. It is a transcript of the gene HNT2, whose product is annotated as bis(5'-adenosyl)-triphosphatase. Lineage: Eukaryota; Fungi; Ascomycota; Pichiomycetes; Serinales; Debaryomycetaceae. Bases 1 to 534 code for a protein of 177 amino acids. Gene Ontology annotation, molecular function: catalytic activity. The transcript has a single exon. The record is from RefSeq and is a predicted model, not a curated record.